Molecule: messenger RNA, 627 nt
Organism: Paramecium tetraurelia
Lineage: Eukaryota; Ciliophora; Oligohymenophorea; Peniculida; Parameciidae
Exons: 4
Biological process (GO): protein secretion; regulation of exocytosis
Molecular function (GO): GTP binding; GTPase activity
Source: RefSeq, a predicted model, not a curated record
AUGAGCAAACAAGCAAAUUCAUAAGACUAUGAUUGGCUGGUUAAGGUGAUUGUGAUUGGUGAUUCAGGAGUGGGUAAGACAAAUAUUUUGUCUUAAUUUUGUGAUGCAAAGUUUUCGAUAACUCACAUGGCCACUUUAGGAGUAGAUUUUAAGAUUAAGACCAUUGAUGUAGAUGGAAAGAAGCUGAAAUUGUAAAUUUGGGACACUGCAGGAUAGGAGCGAUUCAGAAAUAUAACCAAAACAUAUUACAAGGGGGCAUAAGGAGUGAUCUUAACAUAUAGUGUAAUUGAUAGACAAUCGUUUUAGAAUGUGGAUGGAUGGUUGAGGUCAAUACAAGAGAAUACGAAUUCGAGUGAUGUACAAUUGGUGUUGGUGGGUAACAAGGCUGACAUGUCUGCAGAAAGAUAGGUAACUCUGGAAGAAGGCAAGAAGAUGUCUUAGCAAUACAACAUUCCAUUCUUUGAGACUUCAGCAAAGAGUAACAUGAACAUCAACGAAGCAUUCAACAAUUUGGCUUUCAGAAUCAUUUAAACACUAUCUAAGAUGCAAACUAAUGAAGAGAAAUAAAACCUCAAUUUAAAGCCCAGCGAAGGAAAGGAUAAACCCAAAUCUGAAAGCUGUUGCUGA